GGCAAACUGCGUCGCCCCCAGGUGUUCAUUUCGUUCACUUCAUCCCUGAUAGCGUCCUUGCUCCUAGGAGGAGGGUCCAAACCUUUGGACACUAUGCGGCGAGCGGCAGGGAAUGCCAUUGGCUUCCUCGGAAGGGGCUCUUCGCAGUUCACCCUGGUCAUUGGAGUAGUUUAUAUGUGGUACCACCACCCGAAGUUUGCUUUGAAGUACUCAGAAUGCGGUUGGAGCGAUGAAGCUGGCUCUCAGUGGGUGGACUGCAACCAAGAGUGGGCCUCCAACUUUGGGAUGGCCUCUUUGCCCUUCAUGACGCCACUGCUCGUCGGGCUCAUUGGUGUCUUCAUGUACCGGCCUGUGCUUCUGCAGGUGCAAGGCUUUCCACGAAACUUCCUUCAGUAUGGCAUUUGGCUCGUUUUCCAGGGCAUUUUUGCAAACUUUGGCUAUUGCGGCAAGCUUGGCGUUAUGAAUGGCUACUUCUCUGUUUUUGUGGGAAUCUUGGCCUUCAUUGGGCAAAUCACAGGGUUGGAAACAGAUCGCAUGCUGAAGCUCAAGGGGAGCAAGGUCAUUGACUGCGUCGGAGAUGACCCCGACCCGUCCAGGUCCAUGGAGGACAUGUCCAAGAUUCAGGACUACUACCCUUGGACGCUCAUCUCGGCCCUUUUCUGCCCGAUUUUUGGAGGUAUGGGUGUUUACCACUCCUACAAUGUGCAGAAGUUGAAAAAGAAGAAGGACCUGAACGCUGCGCGCUUGUCCUCAGCCCGUGCUGCGAAGUGGGGUCUGUGGGCCAUCAUGGUCGGCAUGGUCAUUCUGGGCUCGGCCACCAUCAUUGGGCUCACGAAUGGCCGUGUCGCUCCCCAGCCCAUUGAGGAGGACGAUGGCGACGACUACGGGUAUGGGGAUGUUGGAGAUGAUGGGGACGAUGGAGAUGAUGGGGACGCCGGUGACGAUGAUGGAGACACGAAAGAGGAUGAGACAGCGGAGAGGCGACUUCACCUUCGUCAACAUCAUGCAUGAGUGAGAUGACUCACAGCUUGACAUAGCCAGGCCAAGAAAAUGAGUUUUUCCAUUGUGG
Molecule: messenger RNA, 1069 nt
Organism: Durusdinium trenchii
Lineage: Eukaryota; Dinophyceae; Suessiales; Symbiodiniaceae
Source: the annotation of a GenBank genome assembly